ACUCCCUUAUCAGUGUGACGACUUGUCUGGCUUCACCAUUUCGAACGAACAAAAUUAUUAUUGGUCCAAAAAAACACAACAAUAUUUAUGGACAACAUAUGUGCAGCUGUGUUUAACUGGAUGCACAUUUUAAAAUAAAUAUUUGAUGUUUCAGACGGAGCAUUCGAACUGAGAACGGAAUAGUCUGGCUCUUUGGAUUACUUUUUUUCUUCUUCCCGGAAUAGGCUACUACAGAGCACGAGAGAAGUUUUGGACACACAGACCAAACGGUUUAUUUGAGUUUUACCUGACAGCUAAAUUACUAAAAGAGAAACAUGCUGAGUAAAGACCUUCCGGACAUUGAGAGUAUCCUGUCUCUGAACCCGAGGGUGCAGACCCACGCUGCCAUCCACUCAACGGGCGCCAAGAAGGCGGAAAGGAAACACUGGAAGAGAAACCCAGAGAAGAGCUGUGAUAGCUGCGUCAAGUUGGAGAACAACUUCGACGACAUCAAGCACACGACUUUGAGCGAACGUGGGGCACUCCGCGAGGCGUUCAGGUGUCUGAAAUGUGCUGAUGCACCAUGCCAGAAGAGCUGCCCUACCAACCUGGAGAUCAAGUCCUUCAUCACCAGCAUCUCAAACAAGAACUACUAUGGAGCGGCCAAGGCCAUCCUGUCGGACAACCCCCUGGGGCUGACGUGUGGGAUGGUGUGCCCCACCUCGGAGCUCUGUGUGGGGGGCUGCAACCUCUUCGCCUCCGAGGAAGGACCUAUCAACAUUGGGGGCCUGCAGCAGUUUGCUGUGGAGGUUUUCAGCAAAAUGGGAAUUCCUCAGGUGCGGAACCCUGACCUGCCGCCUCCAGAUGACAUGCCGGAGAGCUUUCAUGCCAAGAUCGCUCUGAUUGGUUGCGGCCCGGCGAGCAUCAGCUGUGCCUCCUACCUGGCCAGACUGGGAUAUGACAACAUCACCGUGUUCGAGAAACAGAAAUAUAUCGGUGGCUUGAGUACUGCAGAGAUCCCUCAGUUCCGUCUGCCCUAUGAGGUGGUGCAGUUUGAGAUUGAGCUGAUGAAAGACCUGGGGGUGAAGGUUGUCCUAGAGAAGGGACUGGGUAUGAACGGGAUGAGCCUGGCCUCUCUGAAAGACGAGGGAUUCCAGGCUGUCUUCAUUGGAAUUGGUCUGCCCCAGGCAAACAAGGCUAAGAUCUUCCAGGGGUUAACAGUGGACCAGGGAUUCUACACAUCCAAGGACUUCCUGCCACUGGUGGCCAAGGCCAGUAAAGCCGGCAUGUGCAGUUGUAAGUCUCAACUGCCCGAGCUCCGUGGCGUGGUCAUUGUCCUAGGUGCCGGUGACACGGCGUUCGACUGUGCCACCUCUGCCCUGCGCUGCGGUGCCCGCCGGGUCUUUGUGGUCUUCAGGAAGGGCUUCACUAACAUCCGUGCUGUCCCCGAAGAGAUGGAGCUGGCCAAGGAGGAGAAGUGUGAGUUCCUUCCCUUCCUGUUCCCCCGUGAGGUCAUCAUGAAGAACGGCCGAGUGGCCGGCCUGCAGUUCUGCCGCACCGAGCAGACGGAGCGCGGCGAUUGGCUGGAGGACGAGGACCAGAUCGUUCGGCUCAAAGCCGAUUAUAUCAUCAGCGCCUUCGGCUCCAUGCUGACUGACCCUCAAAUCCAGGAUGCCAUGGCUCCCAUCAAGCUGAACCGCUGGGGCACUCCAGACCUAGACCCUGAGAGCAUGCAGAGCAGUGAGCCCUGGGUGUUCGCUGGCGGAGACAUCGCAGGCCUGGCCAACACCACAGUGGAGUCUGUCAAUGACGGAAAGCAGGCUUCCUGGCACAUCCACAAGUACCUCCAGUCCCUCCACGGCCAGACAGUGGACAGCACCCCCGCGCUGCCUCUGUUCAACUGUGCCAUCGACACGGUGGACAUCAGUGUGGAGAUGUGUGGCAUCACCUUCCCGAACCCCUUUGGCCUGGCCAGUGCUCCCCCCACCACCAGCACAGCCAUGAUCCGCAGGGCUUUCCAACAGGGUUGGGGCUUUGCUCUCACCAAGACUUUCGGACUGGACAAGGACCUGGUGACUAAUGUUUCUCCCCGUAUCGUGCGUGGCACCACGUCAGGUCAUGUGUUCGGCCCCGGACAGGGCUCCUUCCUCAACAUCGAACUGAUCAGCGAGAAGGCGGCUGCCUACUGGUGCCAGGGUGUCAAAGAGCUGAAGACAGACUUUCCCAAGAAUAUUGUCAUCUCGAGCAUCAUGUGCGGUUACAACAAAGCCGACUGGGUUGAGCUUGCUAAAAUGGCAGAGGACUCCGGAGCGGAUGCACUGGAGCUCAACCUUUCCUGUCCCCACGGAAUGGGAGAAAGGGGCAUGGGACUGGCCUGUGGACAGGAUCCUGUGAUGGUGAUGAACAUCUGUCGGUGGGUGAGACAGACCGCCAAGAUCCCCUUCUUCGCCAAGCUCACGCCCAACGUCACCAACAUCGUGGACAUCGCCAAGGCUGCACACGAAGGAGGGGCAGAUGGAGUCACUGCCACCAACACAGUGUCUGGAAUGAUGGGCCUAAAAGCUGACAGCACCCCCUGGCCUGGCAUCGGCAAGGGCAAGCGCACCACCUACGGAGGAGUGUCUGGUAAUGCCAUCCGGCCCAUUGCCCUGCGCGCUGUAUCCGCCAUCGGCAGGGCCCUGCCAGGGUUCCCCAUCCUAGCGACUGGGGGGAUCGACUCAGCCGAGACAGGACUGCAGUUCCUCCACGCUGGAGCUUCUGUUCUACAGAUUUGUAGUGCGGUGCAGAACCAAGACUUCACCCUGAUCGAGGACUACUGCCUGGGCCUGAAGGCUCUGCUCUACUUGAAGAGCGUUGAGGAGCUGACUGGCUGGGAUGGACAGUCUCCCCCCACCCUGCGCCACCAGAAGGGCAAACCUGUAACCCGCGUGGAGGAACUGGUGGGUAAGAGCCUGCCUAGCUUUGGACCCUACCUCCUGGAGAAGACAGAAGUGCUGGCUGAGUACAAGAAGAAACUGCAGGAUGUCAACGACAACUUUGUGGGUGACACCAACACUGCCCGCGUGUUCAUGCCCAAGAAACCAGUUCCUGCUGUGAAGGAUGUGAUCGCCAGGGCUCUGAAGCACAUCGGGGCCUACGUGGAGUUGGACAACCAGGAGCAGGUGAUAGCUCUGAUCGACGAGGAGAUGUGCAUCAACUGUGGGAAGUGUUACAUGACCUGCAACGACUCAGGAUACCAGGCUAUUACGUUUGACCCUGAGACCCAUUUCCCAGUAAUCACUGACAGCUGUACCGGCUGCACUCUCUGCCUCAGUGUCUGCCCCAUCAUUGACUGCAUCAAAAUGGUUACCAGGCCAACGGCGUACGUGCCUAAGAGGGGGCUGCCUCAAGCUGUUAAUCCCAUUUGCUAAAGGCUAGACAACAGGUCUGUGUUCAUUAUGUGCCAAAUGGAAGAAAAAUUAUUGAAACAGGGAGGGACUACCUGGGCUUGUCCAAUGAGAAAUUGUCAUAUUGUUUCCCGUUGCAAAAUGUUUUCACGUUUUUUUGUUGCAUGCUCUAAUGAAUACGACCCAGGCAGUACCUGGCCACCGCAGAGGGGGGAGAAGAGAGAGAGGGGACCCGAUGUCUACCUUACACCAUUGAUUGGCUAUGUAAUUGCAGAGUGAAAAAUUACCUUUAUUAUGAAAACGAAUAAUUAGCCAGAAGCGUUAAUUACCUUAUAUUCCCAAGCCAAUUAUCCUGAAAUAAUUAUACCGGACGCAAAAUAGUUUGUGUUAUUUCUAAAACAAUGGCUCGCUAUGUGGGGUUUUGUUUUUUGUCUGCCCUGCUGGGAGUUGAUAGACAUUGUGUGGCGAAGCGGCCAUGCUUCAAGGUGCAUGUAUUGAUAAUCAUAUUCAUUGAUUAUUAUCUUUUGGACCAGUGGAAAUUGUUAUGUUAAAUUGUAAUAAAUUGUAAAUUGUAAUGCACUGAUCAAAGAGGGAUGAAAAUCAAUCAUGAUGUAAUGGUUAUAGUUCAGUUAUAAAUGAACUAAGGGUUUAUAGCAAAGGUUUAGGUGUAGUUUAAUUGUUUAUUUGGUGACAUUAUUUAGGAAUUGAUUUUAAUGCGAUAUAUCCUUUUAGACAAUCAUAUGCCUUUUAGGUUGUAUUAAUGAGAGUAAAAUAUCUCUUUAGAACAUGAAUACUGUUCAGUUGCAUUAUAGGUGUAGACUGGUUUAAUAUAACUUAUUUUUAAAUGUUAUCAAAUUCUAAUUUAUUUGAUUUAAUAAUCAUAUUGGUGAAAUAAAGAUAUAACCUGCAAUUUAGGUAUCUCUGUGAGUGUCACAGAGAGGACGCCUUUGACUUCUAGAUCAGACGCCAGUCACAAUUAAUUUAAAUAGUCCGGAUUUCUCAUCUGUAGAUGCUCUACAUUCUAUCAACAAACUAUCAGUUGAUAAGCAACUGCUUGCUAAGGUUACGGUUAAGGUUAGGGUUAGGUUUAGAAUAAGGGUAAGGGUUAAGAAUAAGAGUAAGGGUUAAGGUUAGUGCUAGGGUUAGGGUAAGGGUUAAGUUUAGGUUUAGAGUAAGGGUCAGGGUUAAAGGUUAGGGUUAGAGCUAGGGUUAGUAAAUAGUUAGUUGAUGCUCUACAGACUAUCUAAAUAAAGUGUUACCAAGAUACCUACUCAAUUAUAUGUGAGCACUUUUAGAGAAAAUUCUGAAAGCUAAUUCCAUAUUCAUAAUUCGUGAACAGAAUUGAAAAACAAAACAUUGUCUGUUUAUGAUUUGAAUAAAAAGUAAAAUAAUG
Salmo salar (Atlantic salmon) is the source of this 4758-nucleotide messenger RNA. Its product is annotated as dihydropyrimidine dehydrogenase [NADP(+)]. Gene Ontology annotation, cellular component: cytosol; cytoplasm. Lineage: Eukaryota; Metazoa; Chordata; Actinopteri; Salmoniformes; Salmonidae. Gene Ontology annotation, biological process: uracil catabolic process; thymine catabolic process. The record is from RefSeq and is a predicted model, not a curated record. Gene Ontology annotation, molecular function: NADP binding; uracil binding; iron-sulfur cluster binding.